CAUUAGCUGUGUGGCGAGCCUGUUUGAACGAUUGCGUUCUACGGCAAGCUCUACCUCCAUCUCUUCUUCCUCCUCUGUUUUCUGCAAAUGUUACAACACAAAUUGAAAUUUCCUCUUUUCUUUCCUUUCUGCGUGCCUUGCAGAUUCCUUUGCGUCAGAAGACAAGGAAGAAAAAUCAAGGUUUUUACACCAUGAGUCGCCGAAGGAUCUCGUGUAAGGAUCUCGGACUGGCUGAUUGUCAGGGCUGGCUGUAUAAAAAAAAGGAAAAAGGAGGCUUUAUUGGCAACAAAUGGAAAAAGUUUUGGUGUGUUCUGAAGGCUUCGUCUUUAUACUGGUACAGCAAUCAAGUGGCAGAGAAAGCAGAAGGAUUCCUCAGCCUUCCGAACUUCACAGUGGAUCAAGCAACAGAAUGCAAGAAAAAAUAUGCUAUGAAGAUCACCCAUCCACAUAUCAAGACAUUCUAUUUUGCAGCAGAAAAUGUGGAGGAAAUGAAUAUAUGGCUAAAUAAAUUAGGCAUGGCAGUCCUAGACAAACAGGCUAAUAAAAAGAAUGAAGAAGAAUGCUAUAGUGAAAGUGAGCAUGAAGAUCCAGAAAUAAAUGCAGAAACACCACCCCCUCCAUAUUCAGAUCAGUUGCUGCUGUCUGAUUUGGCCCAACAAGAGCUUUCCUCAACACCACAUGUAUUAAGUGAAGUACCACAUUCCUUGUCUUCCCCAGACAGCAGUACGAUGAAAUCCCAAGGGUCUUCUUCUUCCUCACUGUGCAACCUAUUGCAUUCAGAGAGACAGUCAUGGCUUGACUUCAUUAACAGCUCUUCUGCUCAAGGAGACGUGGACUAUCAACCUCCAGCUGCCUCUGGUGACUCUGCAGAUACUGAUUGCCUGUUGACAGACUGUAAUGAAACAGUGGAAAGCGGUACCAUCGAAUCCAAGGAAAAUGUUCAGAUUUCACUGAAUGAAGAUAAAUCUUCAGUAGGUAAUGCCAAUAAUAACUUAGCUGUAUCUGGAACAAUAGCAUCAACAACUCUAAGUAAAGACCGUACCAAAUGUUCUGUAGAUGAAAUGGAGAAACUCUACAAGUCCUUAGAGCAAGCAAGUUUAUCUCCCAUUGGGGACCGGCGACCUUCUACUAAGAAAGAGUUGAGAAAAUCCUUUAUCAAAAGGAGCAAAAACCCCUCUGUAAAUGAGAAACUUCACAAAAUUCGAGCUCUGAAUAGUACCUUAAAGUGCAAAGAACAUGACUUGGCCAUGAUAAACCAGUUGCUGGAGGAUCAUGAGCUGACAGCAAAGAAAUAUAGAGAGUGGAAGCAUACAAACUCCAUUUUGAUUCAAGAUAUCUAUCAGCCGCCAGACACUGUGAAUACGGUCGAUGGAGACAGCACAGAAUCAGAAGUGACCACACAGUCAUCUUUCAUUGGAAAUACUAUUUGAAAACAGUGAACUAUACAGUACUUUCCAUCACUGAUUUCUUCAGUUCAUUCUGUUUAAACUACCACAUCUUCAGGUUUUUGCUUCCAUUGAUAACUGAUACUUCCUUCAGUGGAACACAGCAACCCGGGAUUAAUCAGAAAGCAAAAUAAGCACCUGCUUAGAGCACUAAGGGAAGGGGGUAACACAGUUUCCCCCCCUAGCUAUCGUGCCCUUAACUCUUUCAUUGCCACACUCCACUUUAGUUUUCAGCACUUAUUGAGUCUUGAUGUCUUGUCAGUUACACAAUGGAAGGGCUGAGGGGCAUUGUGGGGCUGUUCUUAGAGCAUCAGUUGGCCUUAAUCUGGCCCUGGAACACAGAGUUUGUUCUCCAGAGCAUUACUUCCCCUUUCCCUAUUCCAUGAAGUCAGGAAAAACAUCACCUAGUGAUCACAUCAUGGUGCAACUCUUGGUACAGUUCUCAGAAGAAUGUUUAUCUGGUGGAUGAGAAUUGGGAUUCUGUUUUGUAAAGUCAGCCUACUUUGCAAUAAGAAUAAUAUUUUAGGAAAGAUAUUCCUCAGUGUUCUGAAUAUUAGGGUAUGUACAUGAGAAGACUUGGGCUAUUUUAAAUUUGGUUGAGAGAGAAGCUGAACAUUUUUAGGCUGGAGAAAAACUACCAGGGUAAGAAUUAUACAAAAUGCACUAUUUUGUCAGUUUGUCAAUGUGUUAAUUGUUUCUGCUGAUGAACUGUUUUUAGACACAGAGGAAAUAAAUAAAAAGAAGGUUGGUGUCUCUACUCUACAUAGCCUUCUCAUGAUCUAUUCAAAGUACACAGUUGCAGUCACAAUAUCUUCAGAUUUAUGAAAAAAAAUCCAUUUAUCAUAUCCGAGAAGUUGUGUUUGAAUUGUUUUUUAUGAGCAAAUAAAUUCAU
This is a messenger RNA of Python bivittatus (Burmese python), 2337 nucleotides long. It is a transcript of the gene IPCEF1, whose product is annotated as interaction protein for cytohesin exchange factors 1. The record is from RefSeq and is a predicted model, not a curated record. Lineage: Eukaryota; Metazoa; Chordata; Lepidosauria; Squamata; Pythonidae.